Molecule: messenger RNA, 570 nt
Organism: Brassicogethes aeneus
Lineage: Eukaryota; Metazoa; Arthropoda; Insecta; Coleoptera; Nitidulidae
Source: the annotation of a GenBank genome assembly
AUGAAGUUUCUUGUAGCCCUAUUGAUAGCUUCAGCUUGUGCCAGGCCAGGAGCUACAGAUAUCGAAGUGAGCCAAGACACCGCUGGUAACUACAAAUACACAGUCAAGGGCGAUAACCAGCAUAGAGCGGAAGAAAGGCUUGCCGAUGGUACAGUAUUAGGAUCAUACUCCUACGUGGACUCAAACGGAGAACUCCAAUCAUACAAAUACGAAGCUGGACCACAAGGUUUCAAAAUCCUCGAAGGAGCCCUCCCAGUUGCUCCCCUACCAGUUGAAGCUGAACCCAUCGCUCCAGAAGUACCAGUAGCUGAAACUGUUCCAGUAGUUGCACCUGUUGCUCAUGGAGCUGAUGUACCACAAUUCAACUCAAUAUUUCCACCACAUGAACACAACACCUUACCGUUGAGUGUUAUCCCAAUCGAUUUCGCUAAAUUAGCUUCAUUAGUCGCUCCCUUCGAGCAGCUGGUCGUGCCAGCUUCAGCCCCGGUAGCUGCAGUUCCGCAAUUCAACCCAAGUGUUGAAUAUUUUAAGGGUGUUCCAGUUGCUGCUCCACAAUUUGCUACACUUUAA